UCACAGCAGUAGCAACACAGAUUGUGAUGAAAAAUGUAGAGAGUCCACCCGGGAGGAGAGACAGAGACUGAGAGAGAGCAACGCACAGAGUUACCCACCAAACCAUCACACUGCUUCUGUGUCGUGAACAUUUUGGCGCUUCUGCAAACGGGAAGAAAAGGGGCUGAUUCUGGGACUGACAGAAGAAAACUGAAGGAGAGUCGACAGGCGGGAUCGACGCCUUAAAAAACCGCCUGCUGCAGCUGUUUUUUUUUAUUUUGGAGGAGGUGUGUUUGUGUGUGUGUGUGGGGGGGGGAGGCCAGUAUGCCGGCAUUUUUUUCUUAUCCGUGCACCGUGAGAUUCUGCCGCCACGCAGGAACCCCCCACUGCAGCCGCUGCCGGUAUAUGAGCAACUUGAUGCGCUAAAGGUAACGCCGCUGAAUUUCGCUGCCUAUUUUCUUUCCUUGCAUCAAUUUGGUGCUGCGUGAAGCGAUGAUGAUGAUGAGGAUGAUGCUGCAUCGGCGGGCUUUGAAUGUGUGAAUCCUGUACGGGACUCUCCUCCUUCGCGAUGUAAAUUGGAGCCACUAAAGUCAAUUUUUUUUUUUGUUUGUACCCCCAGCUCUGCGUUAAUUACAGUGACAACAAUAAAAAGAUGCCCUUUUUUGACGCUUGGAGUGAGGAUGCCAGUGGCUGUGAUUGUGUCUCUCCUGCUGCGGCAGCUCCUCAGCUCAAGACAGACUCAAGUAGCCUUAGCUGAAGAGAAAAACAGCAAGCUGGCAAGUGCUGUAUCACCCAACACAAGCCGAAGGAGCCGGUGCAUGAAUGUGGGGAAGGGCAUCCAUCACAGCACAGCGCAGGGGCUUCCUAGGAACCGCCACAUCCCCACAUUCGUCUGAGGACCGCUGAGAGAUUACAACCCCCUCCUGAUGGUUGUUGGAGGGCAGCCCCGAUGCAUCUUGUGCGUGUGAAAACUCUCAGAGUCCACCUUUGCCAGCUCUGCAUCAACAGAAAGGAGACAGAGCAGACGGUAACUCGGCGUGUGUCAUGUUAGAGGCUGGACUCUUGCCUGCUCGCACCAGCUCUCUGCCAAAAUCUCUGACCUGCCCUGUCUGAGCCCUUUGCAUGAGCAUCUCUGCACUGCCACAACAGAACCAGUGGUUUGUAGACAUUACUGGCCAUUUUACUCCGCUCCUCACGCUCCUCCAACAACAAUAACAGAAAAAAGGCUCCCCACGUCUCUGACUGUCGGCGCAGCACAGAGCAGAGGUCAGGAUGCAGGUCUCCUUCGCAUGCACUGAGCACAACCUGAAGAGCCGCAGUGAGGACCGGCUCUGUGGCCUUCGCACCGCCCCACCUCCAGGAGGAAGCAGUGGAGGAGUCGGUGGAGGAGGUGGCGGUGGUGGUGGAGGAGGAGGUGGCGGUAGUGGAUCGGGAGGAGGUAGCAGCGGAGGAGGGGGAGGAGGUGGUGGUGGACAGGGGGGUAACGGUAACCACGUCUCCCAAGGUUCGGUGAAGAACAGGGAUGGCCCCGGGUCCCGGCAGACUCCACAGGGCCAUGCCCACAUGAAGGAGGCCAUCGGGCGGCACACCAACAUGAAGUACAGGAACCUGGGGAAGUCGGGCCUUCGUGUAUCCUGCCUCGGGUUAGGCACCUGGGUGACAUUUGGAUCUCAGAUCUCUGAUGAGAUGGCGGAGAACCUGAUGACCCUCGCUUUUGAAAAUGGAGUCAACCUGUUUGACACGGCAGAGGUCUACGCCUCUGGAAGAGCGGAAAUCACCCUAGGGAACAUUAUCAAAAAGAAAGGGUGGAGGCGCUCAAGUUUUGUCAUCACAACAAAAAUCUACUGGGGAGGCCAAGCAGAAACAGAGCGAGGACUCUCCCGAAAGCACAUUAUUGAAGGUUUACGAGGAUCCUUAUCAAGGCUCCAACUCGAUUAUGUGGACUUAGUUUUUGCCAACAGAAAUGACGUGAACAGUCCGAUGGAAGAGAUUGUUCGGGCCAUGACAUUCGUAAUAAACCAGGGCAUGGCCAUGUACUGGGGAACCUCCCGCUGGAGCGCAAUGGAGAUCAUGGAAGCGUACUCCGUUGCGCGACAGUUCAACCUGAUCCCACCUGUGUGCGAGCAGGCAGAGUAUCACUAUUUCCAGAGGGACAAAGUUGAGGUGCAGCUUCCUGAACUCUACCACAAGAUCGGUGUGGGGGCGAUGACCUGGUCUCCACUUGCUUGUGGAUUAAUCACAGGGAAGUACAGCGACGGCGUGCCCGAGUGCUCCAGAGCAGCGAUGAAGGGAUACCAGUGGCUGAAGGAGCGGGUGAACAGCGAGGAAGGCAGAAGGCAGCUGGCGAAAAUCAAGGAGCUCCAUCUACUGGCAGACAGACUGGGCUGCACCGCCGCACAGUUGGCCAUAGCCUGGUGUUUGCGAAGUGAGGGUGUCAGCUCUGUGCUUCUGGGUGUUUCUAACACUGACCAGCUACUAGAGAACCUCGGAGCUCUCCAGAUUUUAUCCCAAAUGACAUCGCAGACCGUUACUGAGAUCGACGCCCUGCUGGGAAACAAACCACACUCGAAGAAAGAGACGCGUGCUUGAAGAUGCAAAACAAACAGUGACAGAUGACGUUUCAUGACAGGAAAACCGUGGGAAUCUUCGCUUUUUGCUCUGCUGUAUACUCAAAUUGCAUGUUCUCCGCAACAUUAUGCUUCCAGUCUGCGCGCAUACCCAUUUUUGCGCAACAAAUUGUAUUAUGUACAACAACAACAAAAAAAAAAAAGAAAAUUUCUCUCAGCUGUAAAAAGAACAAAAAGGAUCAUAUGUUGCUCACUGUCAAUUGUUCGCAGACUUCAUAGACGCAAAGUGACUAGCUUCUGCGGCCCACAGGAACUGAGAAACCGUUGCAACUUUCAGCUGCAGUCAAAGCACAGGACAUGGCGCCAAAGUAGAAAAGAAAUCCCACCUUUUUGCUUGAAUGCAACAUUUCUGGUUAAACGGUGCUUUUGCUGGACGUGCGGGUCUGCUCCCCCUCGCAGAGAGACAGAGGUUAGCACCCAUGUGUCUAGCUGAACAUUUCCCAUCAUGUGCAUGUGACUGGUCUGCAACGCUCACUGCUUUGCAGGGUUGGGAACAUUGGGUUGCUUGGGAAAUAAAAAUAAAUAAAUAAAUCAUCAUACAGUCUAGUUUAAGAAAAAAAAUUUUUAAAAAUCAUCAAGCAGUACAAAAUUAACCAUUUAUUUUCAUUAGCAAAAGUCACUUAAAAACAUGCAAACAGAUGUUAUUAGUGGGUGCAGUUUAUGAAGACUUUCCCAACCCUGCUGCUUUCCCAGAAGUCUUUUUGCCUCCUCUGUUUGUAAACUGUGCGCAUGUCCCUUUAAGAGAGGAUCAGCCCCAAUCGGGCGUAAAUGUGGCAUGGCUUUUAUGGCUUAUGUAGAUUUGCAGUGCCCUUGUAAGCCAAUGUUUUGUUUCGUUUUUUCUUUUAUUACUCGAGUAGUCCUGCAGUGUGAUCCAGCACCCUGCUGCUGAGGCCUCGCUUUACAGAGUCCCAGCAAUCCUGGGACACGGCCGUGUCCAUCUGACCUUUGACCUAUACCCUUUGUAUUGUCUGGAACUGUACAGGAAAGUACAGACAAAAAGUGUCAAUACUGUAAAGACUGUACUAAAAUAAAAGGUUUAAGGUAGCUGAAGAGCAGGAAGGUGACAGCUCUGGACACACUGUGGUAAAACUGUACUUUUCCAACUGUAGG
Messenger RNA from Xiphophorus couchianus (Monterrey platyfish), 3716 nucleotides. Its product is annotated as voltage-gated potassium channel subunit beta-2. NCBI's taxonomy places the organism in Eukaryota, Metazoa, Chordata, Actinopteri, Cyprinodontiformes, Poeciliidae. The record is from RefSeq and is a predicted model, not a curated record. Gene Ontology annotation, biological process: transmembrane transport; regulation of potassium ion transmembrane transport; potassium ion transport. Bases 1252 to 2568 code for a protein of 438 amino acids. Gene Ontology annotation, molecular function: transmembrane transporter binding; potassium channel regulator activity; voltage-gated potassium channel activity. The transcript has 14 exons. Gene Ontology annotation, cellular component: cytoplasm; membrane; voltage-gated potassium channel complex.